Acaulospora colombiana is the source of this 966-nucleotide messenger RNA. Lineage: Eukaryota; Fungi; Glomeromycota; Glomeromycetes; Diversisporales; Acaulosporaceae. The record is from the annotation of a GenBank genome assembly.
AUGACUGAGCUUGACACAUCCGAGAGCCACUUGGGACAAGCAAAAUAUCACUACAUUUCUGUGGAAUCUGGAAUAGAAAAGGAUACAGCCACUGCCUGGACGACCUGGGACUUGGACGCCGUCAAAGAUUGUACCAACUCUUACCUCGACCAGCCUGAAGUCAGUAGAACCGUGGAAGAGAUCGCCAUAUCCAUAGGAAGAACGAGCGAAGAUACCAUUGGGAGCGGCGCAUUUGACCCUUAUGUGACUGUAUUCAAAGACUUCUUGGAUAACGAAUUUGGGGAUGGGGAGGAAUUCACAAAACUCCUCCUCGGUGAACAUGAAAAGACACUGGAGCCAUCAAUGGACUUUGCGGAGCUCAUGGCCAGAACGGCCGCACUCCUCAACCAGCAAGAUUAUGUAACCGAUGAAGAGAAAUUGGAGGAACAAACAAGACUCCUUGGACGUGACCAUCCGACCACUAUUGAGACACUUGGUCGAGUUGCCGGUCAGCGUUGGAUGACAGCACGAUCAGCCGAGCCACAUGAGAAAGACCAUCAGCUCGACAAAGUGGCGUCUCUUUUUCGCGAGCUCAUCGCCCUUCGACGGGAUGUCAACGGAACUCAGGACGAACAACUUUUCAAUGAGAUGGCCGUGCUAGGCUCCAUUUACCGUAAUCGGAAACAAUGGAAUAAGGCUAUCGAAGUUUACGGGAAAUUGGCCAUACUUCAGAAAAAGAUGUAUGGAGAACAGUGUAAACAAGUUGUCGGUACCUUCCAUCACCUCGGCACUUGUCUUGGAGUGGUCGGUAAUUUAAAGGGGGCGGCCGAUAUUGCAGACGAGGGUAUUGAAAUCACCAAAAAUAUCAAGUACGAUCAAGAUCCUAUGUAUCUCACAUCUUUACAGGGGAUAAAACUGCUCCAUGGUAUUGUAUAUGGGGGAAAUCCUGAAGGAGAGUUUGCUCUUUUCGCCAGUUUCGAUAUGUAA